GCCGCCGCCGCGCCGCGGCUUGAGGGCGGGAGGCUGGGGGAGGGUAGCGGAGCCGGCGCCGCCGCCAUGUUGGGUCUGAGGCGGCUGCUGUAGGCGCCGACGGAGCGAGCGGACUUGAGGAGCGGCGACAGCGACGUGGGAUCUGCCUCUCUGCGAGCGGCCGGGAGCGGCGGCGGCGGCGGCGCCAUGAGCGGGGGCACCCCUUACAUCGGCAGCAAGAUCAGCCUUAUCUCCAAGGCGGAGAUCCGCUACGAGGGCAUCCUCUACACCAUCGACACCGAGAACUCCACCGUAGCUCUCGCCAAAGUUCGAUCCUUUGGUACAGAAGACAGACCAACAGAUCGUCCAAUACCACCUCGUGAUGAAGUCUUUGAAUACAUCAUAUUCCGUGGGAGUGAUAUUAAAGACCUCACUGUUUGUGAGCCACCAAAACCACAAUGUUCUUUGCCUCAGGACCCAGCUAUCGUUCAGUCUUCACUAGGCUCAUCUACUUCUUCAUUCCAGUCAGUGGGUUCCUAUGGACCUUUUGGCAGGAUGUCGACAUACAGUCAGUUCAGUCCAAGUUCAUUAGUGGGGCAGCAGUUUGGUGCUGUUGGUGUUGCUGGAAGCUCUUUGACAUCCUUUGGAACAGAAACAUCAAACAGUGGUACCCUAUCCCAAAGUAGUGCAGUUGGUUCUGCCUUUACACAGGAUACAAGAUCUCUAAAAACACAGUUAUCUCAAGGUCGUUCAAGCCCUCAGUUAGACCCUUUGAGAAAAAGCCCAACCAUGGAACAAGCAGUACAGACCGCCUCGGCCCACUUACCUGCUCCAGCACCUGUUGGGAGGAGGAGCCCUGUAUCAACCAGGCCUUUACCAUCUACCAGCCAAAAAGCAAUAGAGAAUCAAGAGCACAGGCGAGCUGAAGUACACAAAGUUUCAAGACCAGAAAAUGAGCAACUCAGAAAUGAUAGCAAGAGACAAAUCGUUCCAGGUGCUCCUUCAGCUCCAAGAAGAGGACGUGGGGGUCAUCGAGGUGGCAGGGGACGAUUUGGUAUCCGACGAGAUGGUCCAAUGAAGUUUGAGAAAGACUUUGACUUUGAAAGUGCGAAUGCACAAUUUAACAAGGAGGAAAUUGACAGAGAGUUUCAUAAUAAACUUAAAUUGAAAGAAGAUAAACUUGAGAAGCAGGAAAAGCCUGUAAAUGGUGAAGAUAAAGGAGACUCAGGAGUUGAUACCCAAAACAGUGAAGGAAAUGCAGAUGAAGAAGAUCCACUUGGACCUAAUUGCUACUAUGAUAAAACCAAAUCCUUCUUUGAUAAUAUUUCUUGUGAUGAUAAUAGAGAACGGAGACCAACCUGGGCUGAGGAAAGAAGAUUAAAUGCCGAAACAUUUGGAAUCCCACUUCGUCCAAACCGUGGCCGUGGCGGUUACAGAGGCAGAGGAGGUCUUGGUUUCCGUGGUGGCCGAGGGCGUGGUGGUGGCAGAGGUGGUACCUUCACUACCCCUCGAGGAUUUCGUGGUGGAUUCAGAGGAGGUCGUGGGGGCAGGGAGUUUGCAGAUUUUGAAUACAGAAAAACCACAGCUUUUGGACCCUAAAAUAGGUCUGGAUUGAUCGUACAGCUUUCUGAAAGAAAGACAACAAAGUUGCUGCAUAGUCUACAGACAAGUCUUUGAAAGUAGGUGAAUUUCUAGCUCUUCAUGGUCCUGAGAAUUGGUUCCGGUCUUUGAGAAGAAGGAAGAGGUGAAUCCGCUGUAUAUUUGUCACCAGCACUGGGUGUUUGUUUGUGUGUUUUUUUCUGCUUAAUUUCAAAGAUCCAAUGCAUUUACUUUGGGGGGGAGGGAGGGGGCGGGAAGGCUCAUCUUAAAAAAUGAGCAUUAAAUAUAUUUGGAAUAGCAGAAGGUUAAGUAAUUUCUUAUGUAUAGUUAAACUACAACAGUACUUCAGUGGGACUUAUAAGUAUUUUUUCAUCACUGAAAGGAUUUUUCUUAUCACUAAAUUGUAUUUGGCAAUGAUUGUAAGUUGCCUGCAGAUAGGGCCGUGAUACUGUGUUUUGAGCCACAGAAGGUUGUGUGUGUGUGUGUGUGUGUGUGUGUGUGUGUGUGUGUGUGUGUGUAUCUUUCUCUCUUUGUUUCUUUCUUUUUGGAAAUCCUGUAAUAUCCCUUUUGAGGUAGCUUAUUUCGUCAAUUAAUUAGGGUGCUGGAUGGUAGAGAAUUUUGUCAGUCAACUAUGUAAACACAGUAAAUACUGUUUCUUAGGCAAAGGUAACUUUUUUAUAUAGUUGUAAAAUUCCAUUAUAUUCCAUUGCCAAAGAAACAUUAAGAACUUUGUAUAGCUGUAUAAAAAGCAACUAAUUUUUUAAAGAAUAAACAUUUUAAAGUCAGCAAACAUACUGUGUCCUUGCAGAAGUUGAUGUGCUGAGGAGCAGAGCUAUGGGUGGUGGGUCUUUUUUCAUAGUUUUCCAGGCUUGAGAUUUCUGAUUUUGAUUUUUUUUUUUUUUUUUUUAAUGUUUGGAACACAAAUGAAGAUUUGAUACAUUUCUUCCAUUACCUGAAAAGGAUAAAUUGCUCAUACUCAUUGUAAGAACUUCAUUUUAUAACAAAUGGCAUAUCACAGGAUUUGUCCAAAUAAUAAAUAUUUUCAGUAUAUGAAUGUAAAUAAUCAUAGAUAAGAAUGUACUUAGCUGUAUUUUCAAAUAAGCACCCUCCCCUUUUUUAAGACAAUAAAACUGGGCAUCAAUUAACCUGUUCUUCCAGAUAUGCCUGGAAUUUUAUUGUAAUACCUUGAUUCAUUCCAUUAUAUUUCAAGAGGAUUCAGAGUGUUAGAUAUUAUUUUGGCAACCUGUAAGAUAUCCUAACACUGGUCCUUGGGCCCGUGGCCCACAAAUGACUCAGUAAUAGAGUUCAUUGCUAAUUAUAAAUCACUAGUAAAUCUUUUUGAUAUUUUAAGCUAUAGUGGGGGAAAAAAUAUGGCCAUUUUUGUGUUUUUAUGAAGGCCAUAGAAUAAAGGGAUCCAAAGAUUUAAAUAUUUUUAUCUAUUUUGAUUUUUGUUAACUUUGUCCUUAAAGUAUUCAAUAGUGAUAAAGAUGUGGAAAACUGCACUGUAGGGGAAUUGGAAUAUUAAAGAUGGUUGAUAUUUUUAAUUUUAAUUUUAUAUCUUUUGUAUAGCUACACGGAAAUGUUUUGUAAUUUGGUUUCGUUACUGAGGUCCAGUUCUUGCCAGCCAUAGUUUAGGUAAUAUUGCUUAAUACUGUUUGCUUGCAUGUUAACAACAAAACCUUUUGGAGGACCCACAAAUCAUGAUAUUGAACACAUUUCUGAAGCAUUCUGAACAUCAAAGCAAAUGCUAUGACAGUACCUAUGUAGAUUGUUUGAGAUGUCCCGGGCCAAUUCCAAGAAAAGCUGUAAAUACCAGCUCUACAUGCUUUGAAAGUAUGCAUUCGUGUGUUUUCCAAGGCCUCUGGGUCACUGACUAAGGCAUUUUUUGCCCCAGUAAAAACUGGCCGCAUGGCAUACCUGCAGUGCACCUCACAAUAUUAAAGCAAGGUUUUUAUUCUAAGACAGAAUAAAACUGGUAAAUAAAAAAUGUUCGUCAAAGUUCUUUCUCUUAAAAUAAUAAUGUCAUAAUAGAGAGAAACAAUGAAAGACAUCUUUUAAGUAUAAGAAUGGAGUUAUGGUUAUGUUUAUAUUCUCUAAAAUAACUAAAUUAAUUUCCAACACUUUUCCUAAGACUAAUUUAUUGUUAUAGGUAAAGCUAGAAGCUCUGUUCUCCCCCACUAGAGUGUGGAGUGUUCUUGAGUUACAGUCCCUAUCUUGAGAAGACUAAGCCAGCCAGGCACAGGCCAGGCUGGAAGCCUCAGGCUAAAAUGCUUCCUCUGUGGGCAGGCAAGUGUGAAAGAGAAGAGAGGGAAGGCUGACUCCUAAACUCAUUUGUUGGAUAGACCAUUUCUUCCCCCCGAAAAGCAGGACUUAUUGUAGGGGGUAGGGAGAGAGGUCAGGAAUGUUAAUCCAGCUCAGUGGCUCUUAAUCACGGAUUGAACUGAUAACCAGAGAGCAUUUAGAGGAGUAUGAGGGGAUGUGUUUUGGUUGUCACAGUGACCAGGGACCACCACUGGCAUUUAAGAGCAAGGGCCAAGGAUUGCAAAAUCCUACACCAUACUGGACAAUGCCACAUAGUCAGCUAUCCAGCCCAAAGUCCAACGGUGACCCUUCCAUUCUGAGAAACACUGGCUGAGUUCCCUCCACAUGAAAAGACAGUGAGUAGGGAAUUCAUUCUUCUCCCUUCCCCAAAAUCUUUAAAAACGUUUACUGAAAACAUGGUCUUCACAUGGACUAUGAAAGAUCGAGGUAUAAAGGGACCUUACUUCCAGUGGCACAAUGUUUUGGAAACCCAUUAUCACAGGAAUUACCACUUCAUCCUGGUCUCUUUCAAGAAAUGUUCACAAAUCUCUUCUCCAAAUCAGCUGAGGAACAUUUUAAAGUACAAAUUCCCAUGCCCACAUCUGGAGAGUCUGAGUCCGAAGUUCUACAGAGGAGCCUGGGCAUCAGGCUAUGUCCCCCAGGUAGUUCUGAUCACAGGAUUAGAAAAACAGCUUUAAAACAGCACAGCCAGAGGCACCUACCUGGGUAGCUCAUUCAGUUGAGUGUCCAAGUCUUGAUCUUGGUUCAGGUCUUGAUCUCAGGGUCAUAAGUUCAAGCCCCAUGUUGGGCUUUUGCACUGGGUGUGGAGCCUACUUAAUUAAAAAACCAAACAAACAAACAAACAAAUAUAUAUAUAUAUUUACUCGCACACAUACUCACACACAUAUGCACACAGCACAGCUCAUCUAAUCCAGCCCCCUCCUUAAAGGGCCUUGGUAAAGUUUUCACAGUAGGAUUAUUUUACCAUUUCUCCAUCCUCUCAAAUCUAGUACAUCUUGGUUGUAACUGGGGCAGGAAGAGGGGGGAAGGACUAAGAGUCAGGAGGGAGCAUUUCUGCAGGACAGAAUCCAGGGAAAAACAGGGAGACAGAGACUCAAGUUUCCUAUGGGUUUGGCUGAUUUGAGUGCUGAGACUUGGUUUUUUAUUCCUAGCAUACAGGAAAAGGGUGUGGGUUGUUUCUGUGUCUCAGUUUUACAUGGCUGUUGUCCCUGUCUCUGUGGGUUAUCUGUCUGAAAGAGAAGCUGCACCUUUCGCAAGGCCAUGCUAAUCACUCAGAUCUAAUUAUGUCCAGAUUCUAGGAUCCCCCUGCCCUAUUAUUAGUUCAGAGCUGGUUUAAUUUGUGACUGUGGGGAGAGGUCACAGGAUAGAGUAAGCAAGGUGAGUGAUCUCUCUUUAGGGCCUUACGUGUCACCAAUUUGCUUACUUAAACCAUUUUGACUGUGGGUUUGUUUUUUGUUUUUUAAUUAUUUUUGAGAGAGAGAGAGAACACACGCAGGAGUGGGGGAAGAGCAGAGAGAGAGAGAAACAGAAUCCGAAGCAGGCUCCAGGCUCUGAGCUGUCAGCACAGAGCCCGACGCAGGGCUCGAACUCAUGAGCCGUGAGAUCAUGACCUGAGCUGAAGUUGGAUGCUUAACCAACUGAACCACCCAGGAGCCCCUUGACUGUGUUUUUAAAAGACAACAGGUUUUAUUUGUACAUUGGAAGCCAAUAGGGAAGUAAAGUAGCACCAUUAAUCUGUGAAUCUAAGAUACUAAAUCAGGCUUUGCUCAGAGCAGACUGCCCUAGCUUCUCCCAAGAUGGAGACACAGGGAUAACUUCUUGGAAGAGGUAUUCCCUGACUAGCAAGGAGUUGGUCAAGUUAGGGAAGCAAGGGAGGUGUAGCUUUGAGCAGCAGGGGCUUGGCGGCCCGUGGCAGCCAGGCAGCCAGGUAGUGUGUGCACUGGGUAGCUAGAGGUGCAGGUCCCAGGCAUUGCUCUUGGGGUAAUCCCAAACUUCUGAGGAGGUGUGAUGGCAAAGGUUCUUCCUGUAUUUUUCAGAGCCAGUGUUAGUAAAAGCAAGUUUGUGGUUUUGAGACAUUUAUAAAUCUGGCUUCAGGAGCACGUGGUGAGACUAUGAAUCUAAUGUGGUUUCUGUUCUCAGUGAUGGUGCAGAGCUAUGAGCCAGUGGUGUGGGUGUCCUUUAAAUUUCAGGUCGGUUCAUAUUUAACGAACUUGGCUGACUGAUUAAAAUGUUUUCAGGUUUAGCUCACAAACGGAUCAGAAUAGACCUGAAUCUAAUUCUAGUUCAUAAUGAAUGUUGAUUUUAAGGAAAUGCUUUAAUGUGCACUGAUGUCCAUGUUGUGGUUUAUAAAGAAACAAAGUAGCACUAUGAGGCAAAAGCAUAUUUCAGUUCAAUAAUAAGGCUUUCUUAAAGUGACUCUCCCGUUUAGGAAGUCUUGCUUUUGCCCCCAGACUGAAGAGUAGUCUGAGAGUGCAAGGAAAGAGCAAAGAAUACCAGUCUUGAGGGAGUGUGAGAAACUUGGGCCCAGGCGACAUUGUGAUGAAUUCCAGUGAAUGGUUUUCAGUCCUCCCGGUACAGAGGACAGGAACAUGUUUACUAGAUGUCUGGAGUGUGCCCCUGUAAUCCUAGUGCUCACCUAAUCCGGGUAAUCCUCCAGUGCUAGCCUCACAUAGGAUUGCUGAUGAGAAUGCAGAUCCCAACAUUGCAGUUCAGGGUUUUGCUUGUGCCGAAAUUGUUUUGUAAAUUUUUUUCUUUAUGGGUUAGUUGGGUGUUGGUUAUCACUUGCUCCCUCCCCAGUGUUUAGUAGCAUUGCUUUGUCCAGGGUGGGUAUGUGGAACCUUGCAGGUUGCAGUUUAUAAAAUGGAAUUAGGUGUUGUUUUGUUUUAUGUCUAUAAAAGUAAUACAUUUAAAAAGAUUGUAGGCAGUAUGGGGCACCUGGCUGGCUCAGUUGGUAGAGCAUGCAACUCUUGAACUUGGGGUUGUGAGUUCAAGCCCCGUGCUGGGCUUACUUAAAAAAAUAAAAAAAGAAAGAAUGCAGGCAGUAUGGAAAUGGUUUCUAAAAAUAGGUAAAGGAAAAGAAGAAAAGAAAAUUUACAGUCCCACCACCCAGAGCUAACCAUCAUCAACACUAUUUGGGCAUGUUCUGCCUGGCAUUAUUCUACAGCCAUGUGCUUUUCAGCAAAAAUGGAUUCAUAGUGUACGUACUAUGGUGAAACUUGCUGUUGUCACUUAAUAUAUUGAGCAGUACUGUUUUAGUUUUGAAGUAUAAUAUACACACAGAAUAGUAUAUGUAUCAGUAAUUGUAAAUUGCACCCAGCUCAAGAUUCAGAGUAUUAAUAUUUCCCCAUAAGCCCCCCUACAGCUCCCUUCCAGUAGCCCCUUGCCCCCUCAGGAGUAACUACUAUCCUGACUUCUACCAGCAUAGAUGGCUUUUGCUUUUUUGUGUUCUUUAUAUAAAUGGAAUUAUACAGUAUGUAUACUCUUUUUGUGCUUAGCUUCUUUGCUCAACAUUGUGGGAUUAGUCCAUAUUGUUGCAUUUGGCUGUGAGGUUUUCAUUGCAGCAUGAUACUCCAUUGUGUUAACAGACCACUGUUUAGCCAUUCUACCAUUGAUACUACAUUUGGGUGAUUUCUAGCUUUUGAUUGUUAAAAUAAUGCUAGCACUGCUUUUCCUCUGCAAGAGAAGGCAGAGCUGGAGUAGGUGAGUGGAGCACUGAUUUACCUUCUAGUGGACUUAGAGUAUGAUGAAAGAUGGUAGUGCCCAGCUAUGGUGCCACUCCACACCAGCACACUGAUUUGUUACUAACCAUAAAGUACCAGAAAACCCUGAUGUACUAUAGAUGUAGACAUAGAUAGAUGUUUAUAUUAGAGCAGAUGCAGGGUUUAUCCUCCUCUGUGCAUAGCCUUUGUCCGUUAAGGACACUGCUUCCCAAAGCAACCUUCCCAUGGGGACACUAGAGUAUUUCUUGCCCUGCAAACCAGUGUUCAGGAUGUGAUCUUGGUGUCCUUGUUCUUCCACUCCUGGUUGAAACCCCUCCUUAUUUUAUUGAGGCUUAUGUGAUCAUCUCACCGUCUGAUUACUACCCAUUCUCUUGAAAAAUCUGUCACUUGUCUUCCCCUUCCUCUACAUUUCUCUCCUUCCAAGUGACCAGCUUCAGUGUGGUUUACCCAUCUGUAUUGAGAGACCCCAGGAUAAUCAUAAUCAUGGCUGUGAUUUCUUAACAUCAAAAGGAUGCAAAGCAAAAUUAGCAAAGGGAAAAGACACAUAGGCAAAGUCUGGAGGAAACCAGGCUCAAACUUUCAGAGGGGAUUUUGAACUGAAAUCACACAGGAUGUAUUUCAUUCCCCCAGCAACAAGUUGUUAGAACACGUGAGGAAUGUAUCAGGGAAGCUCAUUAGAGACUUGGUGUCCAUGAUUUUGAUUGGGGACUGGCUAUGUAAGCACCAUCUGCUUGGCACAUACCCAAGUCCCAGAAUGCCAGAAGUAAAGCACAAUUAAACCAUAUUGAUUGUCCACACAGUUUAGGCACGGUGAGCUACUCUUACCAGUUCUGGGAAUGGUGGAAACCCUCCUGAAAUCCAAGUUUCCAGUUUCCAUGUAUCAGUGAAGGGCCAACUUGUAAGCAGGCCUUAUAAAGGAUAGCAGUCAGGCCUGCUAUGUUAACUCUCCUGGGCCCAUCCCACACGCUGGUUCCUGUUCCUUGACCUGUGACCUUUUCCUCUUAUCCUCCAUCUCCCACCCAAAGCUGUGGACAAACCCGGACCUUGUACAUCAACAUCAGUUGCGUCACUUCUGAAUCAUGGAUUUAGACAACCACACUGAUCUUCCAACUGGCUUAGUCAGGAAAUAACUGUAGGGGCACCUGGCUGGUUCAGUCAGCCAUCAUGUGACUGUUGAUCUCAGAGUUGUGAGUUAGAGCCCCACAUGGGGUGUAGAGAUUACUUAAAAAAAUAAAAUAUUUAAUAAAAAAUUAAAAAAUAUAUAUACAGUGACCUAACCACUCCCUUGCUCAGUAACUGUUCUUAGGCUGGUGCAAAUGUCCAGGUCCAAGAUCUUUCUACUUUGGAUUCAUAUAGCUCCCUCCUUUCUUUUGCUUUCCCCACCACCAUCUCCAGCCAGCCUAGACUCCACGAUCCAUCAUUUAUCUUGCAAAUACCCUAAAUUUCCCUCCUCCUUUCCUGAGCUUCUUAUGGUCCUGCCUAAAGGAACUUCUACUCUGAAAGCAUCCAUCUUUAACAUUGUUAGUAUUCACCCAGAGGGUUGAGUCCUGCGGAAGAGAAUCACAAUUGAGUAAAUUAGUGCCACUGUAAAUCUCAUUACCACUUUCUACUGGGCUCUCAGCAUUGCCAGCAAAACGGGGUACUUUUCUUUAAUCACCUUUUUACAGUCAACAAAAGGCCUUGCCAUCUAUUUCAAAGAGAAAUUAGAGGACAUGAUGGAAACUACUCCAGAUACUUACCACACUCUCAACCAACUCCAUCUGUAUCCAGUCUUUUCCUGGCGGCCCUAUAAAAAAAGAAAAAACAAAAAACACCUAUCAACAAACUGCAUGUGCUCUGGCUCCCUAACUCCUAUCAUUCCAGACAUAAAAUAUUGAUUUACCUUACUUCUUUCUCUGCCUGUAUCUUCAACAUCUUUCUUGAUAAGGGCUCCUUUCAUUUGUAUUUAAUUGUAUUAGCAUACUAUAUCCUAUUAAUGUGUUAAUAUUCAUAUAUAUUAAUAUAUAAUUGUGAAUAUGUAGCAUAUUUAUUGUUACUCCUUUUUUUAAAGAAAUUGAUGCUUGAACGUGGAUGGAACUGAAGGGUAUUAUGCUAAGUGAAAUAAGUCAGAGAAAGACAGAUACAUGUUUUCACUCACGUGGAACUUGAGGAACUUAACAGAAGACCAUGGGGGAAAGGAAGGGGGGAAAUAGUUACAAACAGAGAGGGAGGGAGGCAGACAAUAAGAGAAUCUUAAAUACAGAGAAUAAACAGAGUUGGGGGGGGUGGGGGUGAGGGGAAUGGGUGAUGGGCAUUGAGGAGGGCACUUGUGGGGAUGAGUACUGGGUGUUGUAUGUAAGCGAUGAAUCACAGGACUCUACCCCCAAAACCAAGAGCACACUGUAUGCACUAUGUUAGCCAACUUGACAAUAAAUUAUAUUAAAAAAUAAAAAUAAAUAGAAAGAAAGAAAAUAAAUUUAUACUUGAAUUCUACAUCCACCCAGCCCCUACCUACUUCUUUAACUGACAAGAUGCCCAAUCUCCCUUUCACUUAACCCACUUGAUCUACUCCACUAAAACAGUUUUUGGUAAGAUCACCAUUGAUCUCUAGUGAGCCUUUCCAGUUUUCCUUUCAUACUUGCUUUACAGAAGUGUUGUGUACACCUGAACUCUUCCUUCUUGAAGUAUUCUUAUCUUCCUGGCUGCCAUAUUAUCUGCUCCUCCUACCUUCUUCAGUGGCUACUCCUCAGUCUCUUACCGGAUCCUCCACCACCCCAUUUUGAAAUAACAGUGCUCCUUAGAGUUUUACUUUGCCUUUUUUCUGUUUUUUAAGCUGCAUUCUCUCUGGCCUCAGCUUCUAUGGCCUUUAUAUGAAGUUAUUCUCAGAUUCACAUACCUGGUAUAGAUCUCUUUUCUGAGUCUAGAUCAGACUUCUUGUUACCUGUACUUGAAGGUCUUAAUAAUAGCCUGUCACAUUCAGUGUCCCCAAACCGAAGUGAUCUCCCCUCUACUUUUCUUCCAGUGUUCUUGAUCCCAGUAUGUAGCAGUGCCAGCUACUAACCUGCAUGCCAGAAAUCUGGCAGUCAUCUUUGACACUCCCAUUUUCCUUCAGUUCUGUACCACCAUCACACCCAUUACCAAGUCCUGUCAACUCUACUUCCUAAUACCUCUUUAAAAAAAAAAUUGUUUUGAUAAGAGGUAUGGGUGUGUGUGCAUGCGCGUGCACACGUAUGUGUUUUGGUUUAAAUCAGAAAGGAUUUUAAUGAAAGGCAGUAAUCAUGCUCACAGUCUUAUGCCUUCCUACCUCUGGUCUUCUGUUUUUAGUUUUGCUGAUUUUCUAUGGAAAAUGGGAAAGAAUUUGUUUAUUCAACAAAUAUUUAUUGAGUCCUUACUGUGGAAGAGAUACAGUUGCAAUUGCAGAGUAAGCAGCAGUGAACAAAACAAACCUGGCCCUUAUUGGGGCUUGUUUUCUAUUGUGAAAAGACAGAAUAAAUGAAUAAAAUAUGUAAUAUGUUAAGAUGAUUAAGUGCUAUGAAGAAAAGAGCUAAGAAAAGGUACAUGGACUAGAGGAGGCAUUGCUGCUUCCAAUUUAAAAUAGGUUGGGGGGGGGGGGGUGCCUGGCUGGCCUAGUCAAUGGAACAUGCAACUCUUGAUAUCAGGGUUGUGAGUUUGAGCCCCACAUUGGGUGUAGAGAUUAAUUAAAAGUCUUUUAAGUAGAUAUGGGGCCCCUGGCCAGUUAAGCAUCCGACUUCAGCUCAGGUCAUGGUCUCACAGAUCAUGAGUUCAAGCCCUGCAUCAGGCUCCAUGGUGAUGGCGCAGAACCUGCUUAGGCUUCUCUCUCUCUUCUCCUCCACGCACUCAUUCUCUCUCUCUCUC
Acinonyx jubatus (cheetah) is the source of this 11474-nucleotide messenger RNA. It is a transcript of the gene LSM14A, whose product is annotated as LSM14A mRNA processing body assembly factor. The coding region runs from base 187 to 1578 and encodes 463 amino acids. Gene Ontology annotation, biological process: P-body assembly; cytoplasmic stress granule assembly. Gene Ontology annotation, molecular function: mRNA binding. The record is from RefSeq and is a predicted model, not a curated record. The transcript is spliced from 11 exons. Lineage: Eukaryota; Metazoa; Chordata; Mammalia; Carnivora; Felidae. Gene Ontology annotation, cellular component: P-body.